Messenger RNA from Schistocerca nitens (vagrant locust), 1755 nucleotides. RefSeq lists its product as uncharacterized. The transcript has 11 exons. Gene Ontology annotation, molecular function: myosin light chain binding. The coding region runs from base 480 to 1583 and encodes 367 amino acids. Gene Ontology annotation, biological process: spermatogenesis. The record is from RefSeq and is a predicted model, not a curated record. Lineage: Eukaryota; Metazoa; Arthropoda; Insecta; Orthoptera; Acrididae.
UUGAGCGCACUGGUAGUGACGGAGCACACUGUGGACAAUAAUGUGUAAACAUUGUGUUAACUGACAUCAUGUAGUGCUGAUCAAUACCAACAUUUUCCGAAAAAUACACGCCUAGACGUUUGUGCCGAGAAGAAUGAUACGCACAUCUCAAAAUUACCGUUAUAUUAGAAAAAAGUCUAUUGACUAGUACCACGGAAGAACACCAAAAUGCGCAGGAAAGUUACUAAUUUUGUUCUAGAAAUUGAAGUGCACGCUAAGUGUUCCACUGAGGAAGACUGCACUGUAGUUCCUCCUUUAAACCACUGCACAAAACCUCAAAAUGAAAGAUAAUGGCCGGCUGAUGUGGCGAGCGGUUCUAGGCACUUCAGUCUGGAACCGCACUGCUGCUACGGUCGCAGGCUACUUGCCCAGGUGUGUGGCUGUGCCCCGAUGGAGAGGUUACUGUUAAAUUGAAGUUAUUUGGUGAUUUUGCUGAAACAAUGCAUGUUGAACCUGUUUUUCCCAUGCUGUUUCAUGAAAAAUUUACAUUUCAAAAGAUAUUUCCAGAUAUUUCUUUCUUAACUGAUUUGCAAGAAGCUUUGGAAAAAGAAAAAUUGUAUGUGGAUUUGAUUCAGUGGUCAAUAACGGGAUCAGAAUCUGUGUUGGCUACAUUUGAGACAACACUGAUGGAUCUGUUGUAUCCUAGCUCAUGCAGGAGGAAAACUACUGAAGCUGACUUACUAAUGGAUCCAACUGAUGCCUUUCCUGGAAUCUUGUCACCAAAACUUGAAACUUCUACCAAAACCACAAUAGAGGAAAUCAUAUUGACAGAGAGUGAAUUACUUGAUGUCUCUACAGCAUCAGCUGUGAAUGCCUCGAAAUAUGAACUAGAAAGGUAUGUUGUGCCCAGUAUCCGAGAUGCAAUAAAGAGACAACGGAAGGUAUGCCAUACCAGACUUAUUCAUGAGAAAAAAGGAGCAAACUGCAGUUACACACUAUCACAAUCUCUGCAUGAGAAAAGUAGAAGACAUAGCCCUUUUUCAGUCAGAAAGCUUGACACCACUGUAAAUACAUAUGAAAGCUUUUUGAACACCCCUUCGAAACGUGGGAGGAAAAAAGACUUUUUGAAUGAAACACCAUUAGGGCAGUGGACUUCUGUCUCAUCCUGGUCUGAUGAAUCACCAAUAAGACACAGCAGUGCAAUUAACAAGAGCAGAAAGAAUAGAAAAACUGGAACAGGUUCAUCAUCCAGUGGUGGUAAAUCCCCAUUGCGGAGGGAUAUUACAUUCACAAAUCAGAAGAGUGCAAGAAUUGAAAUAGAUCCUGAAAGGUCAGUUAAUGUUCCUGAACCACAUGACACUAGUUCCUGCUUGAUGUGCAGCCAGUACAAUUCAGUUUUUGAAGAUGAUAAUGGUAACGACCACCUGUAUGCCUUCAUGCCUGAUGUCUUUUCCGACAGUGAUGGCAUCUUCCAGCAGGGUAACUGUCCAUUCAUAAGACCAGAAUCAUGCAACAGUGGUUCAUUUGAGAGAAGAAAGACAUCUAACAAAGAAAUAUGUGCUGUAAGACAAAGAAUCAACAGAGUUUCUUUCAGUUCCAACUGAUUGAUAACAUCAGCGACUACUGAGCUAUGGGCAGCUGUCAGUCAUAAGAUACACGGUUUUCCUUGUACAUUAUCCUUUUGGAACUGUAUUCAUUAAAAGCUCUCUCAAGUAACUACUCUUUUAUGUCAGUUAACAGCUUUAAAAAAUGAAUAUAACCACUUUUUGCAUUUUA